Messenger RNA from Anneissia japonica, 959 nucleotides. RefSeq names its product fibropellin-3-like. Gene Ontology annotation, molecular function: calcium ion binding. The record is from RefSeq and is a predicted model, not a curated record. Bases 78 to 959 code for a protein of 293 amino acids. The transcript is spliced from 8 exons. NCBI's taxonomy places the organism in Eukaryota, Metazoa, Echinodermata, Crinoidea, Comatulida, Comatulidae.
AUUUAGCUUGUUCUGUUAUCUUUAAGCGUUUUGGAACUGGUGGGUCAGGUCCAAGAGCAAAAUCAAAAAGGAUCAUAAUGUUACAGCCAAAAUAUAUUUUACUUUUCUGCGUUUUAUUUAUUCCAGUUGUUAGUGCGCAAGAUGAGCCUGUAACAAUAGAGGAAUGGACACAGUGGUUUGAUAGCGAUGACCCGGAUGGCCUUGGUGAUAGCGAGUUAUUAGAUGACUUAAGAUCAUUAUUCCCAUUCUUGAUAUGUUCAUUCCCGUUUGGAAUCGAAUGUCAGACAACGUCAUUUCAGCCCUACACUGCCACCGGUCAGACGGUGACAUGUAAUCCAGCUAUGGGUCUACAAUGUCUGAACGCCGACAACCAGCCUGAAAAUUGCCUUGAUUAUCGCGUUAGAUUUAGGUGUGGAGAACCAAUAGACGAAUGUGCAUCGUCACCAUGUCUCAACGGAGGAACGUGCAAUGAUCUUCAAAACGCGUUUGAAUGCGUUUGUGUUAAUGGAUACGAAGGUGCUAGGUGUGAAAUAGAAACAAAUGAGUGCGCCUCCAAUCCUUGUCAAAAUGGUGGACAGUGUCUCGAUCUUAUUGGAUUAUAUUUCUGCAACUGUCCACUUGGUUAUUUAGGUGUAAACUGUGAAACAGACAAUAAUGAAUGCAGCUCAAACCCGUGUGUGAACGGAAACUGCCAAGAUAACGUAAAUGCAUUUCUUUGUAUUUGCUUCGCGGGAUACCGAGGCACAACUUGUCAAAUAGAUAUCAACGAAUGUGCGUCAUCGCCUUGUCAAAAUGGCGGAACAUGCAUUGACCAAGUUAAUGGGUAUCAGUGCCAGUGUCCAUUUGGUUACAUCGGUCAAUUUUGUCAAACUGGAAUAAUAUUUAACACUGACUUUGAUUUAAUUUUACAGACAUCAACGAUUGCUUACCUAAUCCUUGUGUUAAUGGCGCAUGUGUAG